Molecule: messenger RNA, 1827 nt
Organism: Physella acuta
Lineage: Eukaryota; Metazoa; Mollusca; Gastropoda; Physidae
Source: RefSeq, a predicted model, not a curated record
CGGCAACGACCGUCUGAUUUAAUUUGUAGUGUCGCGUUUUUCACCGCCAUUUAUAAAAGAGCGGAUAUGAGAGUUUUGUUUCAUUAACCAUAGUUAACUGGGCGAUUCAUGAUAUCAAGGGUGAGCUGAGGAUGACGACACGCUCCAGCAAACUGUUGAUGGCCGUUUUGGUCAUCGUGACCUCGCGAUCGUCGGCUCAAGAAAGGUCAAGGUCGAAUAUAUUUAACAACGACCCUAUCAACGUGGAGGAGUUGGGCGCCCCGCCGGCUACGUCAACGGUGUUGUUGUAUGAUUGUACGGGCACACACAGACCCAAGUCCGACAACCCCAGCGCCUUCCAGGUGUUCCACAACAACGACUGGUGGACCCAGCUCUGCCAGGAAGGUCUGCGAUGGAACCAGUCCCUCUGCAGGUGUGAGUACCCCAACGGACGGCGACCGAAUAUUGAGUGCAGGGAGCACCGCGCGACAAGCACGGAGCCCAGCGGGAAAUACGAGCAGUUUGUCAACGGGAACUGGAUCGUUCGAGACUGUUCUCUGGCUGUGGCUGGUCUAGUGUGGGACCAGGAGUCGUGCCAAUGUGUAUGGGGACCUCGCAGCAAGGAGAUGAUCACUGGCCAAGGUAUCACCCCCUGCGACAUCAUGCUCAACAUAACCUUCGAGGACGGGCUCAAAGACUCGGCGAAAAAUUCUUUCGUCGAGGUUGGCCGUGGGCCGGUGGUGCCCACAUUCGACCUUGACCCCAAGGAAGCUGUCGACGGAACAAAGGCGGCGUUCUUUAGUGAAACGGCCCUAAACAUUUGGUAUUUCGCAGGAAACGAGCUGGGCACAUCACUGAGAGUAGAGUUCAGGUUCAAGAUGACUAACGACCCCGCUAACAGAGACAAGUACCAAAUCUUCAUCUCCAACGGCUGUAACGUAUCCAACCCCGGCUACACCACGCCAUCGCUGGCCAUCGGAUACCGGCCAGCUGACCAGUCGUAUCUCUUGGCUUUUGAGACGUCCAGCGCUAGGAAGGCAAUCGUCUGCACCAAGCGUUUGGGUGCAUACAGCUGGCACACCGUCUCACUCAUCUACGAGGACGGGACUCUGCUGCUCAGGGUCGAUGACCAGCCGUGCAUCAUUUCACAAGAUUUCACAGGACCCAUACAGAAGACGCCCUGCCCUUUGACUAUUGGUGCAGAUCCUCUUGAGAGACAAUCCAUGUACAAAGGCUACCUUGACAACGUCCUGAUAGCCCGCUACUGCAGGAGAUACAUCGACAGCGACCCCGCGGACGUGGAGAAGAAGGGCCCCAUGCCAGUCGAGGCCGCACCCAGCGUCCUGCCCGUCAGCCGCGCCCCGGACACUAGAGCCACCGAGGAACAGGCCACCGAGAGCGGGAGGGCCGGGAACGAGAUCAAACGCGCCGUGAGCAAUUCCAAGUACAGCCAAGUCGUCGGUGACAAGCCGAGUGCCAGAAAAGCUCGGCCCGUCGCUCGGGUUCAGGAGAAAUCAAAAACUCCGUCUCAAGCGUAGAUGUCGCCAGCUGAGAGGUGUCCUACAGGACACAAGAGGUGUCCUACAGGACACAAGAGAUGUCCUAGGGGACACGAGUUUUCUCAGUCACUGAGCCUGGAUUGGUGAUGGAAAAAAUAAAAUGUGUGCUGCCGCUUUUAUUUGCAUGCGAUCUUUGAUUCGUUCUUACGAACGUUUCUUCUUAAUUAAUCGUACCUUCAUCUGUCUCCUUUAAUUUUAACUUAAUUAAAAAAAACUAACAUGUUCUAUUUAACAAAGAAUGUAAAUUAAAUAUUUCAUUUUACAAUAUAAUGCAAUAAAAUAUAAUCAA